AUGGCCUCUCACUCUCAGGUUUUGGUGGAAGAGAAAUCGAAUGUUAGAAUCUUGAUACUAAACAGAUCAAAGCAGCUUAAUGCUCUGUCUUCACACAUGAUCUCUCGGUUGCUACAACUGUUUCUUGCGUAUGAGGAUGACCCUAGUGUGAAACUUGUCAUUCUAAAGGGUCAAGGAAGAGCCUUUUGUGCUGGUGGAGAUGUUUCAGCUGUUGUUCGUGAUAUAAGACUAGGAAACUGGAGACUUAGUGCUGCUUUCAUGUCAGAUGAAUACAAGCUCAACUAUGUUAUGGCCACAUAUAGCAAACCUCAGGUUUCGAUUUUGAAUGGUAUUGUCAUGGGAGGUGGAGCUGGUGUUUGCAUCCAUGGUCGAUUUCGUAUUGCCACUGAGAACACGGUUUUUGCUAUGCCUGAGACAGCUAUAGGGCUUUUUCCAGAUGUAGGAGCUUCCUUCUUCUUGUCAAGACUCCCUGGAUUUUUUGGAGAGUAUCUUGGCCUCACUGGAGCUCGGUUAGAUGGUGCCGAAAUGCUUGCUUGUGGUCUUGCAACUCAUUUUGUGCCUUCAACGAAGUUAGCUGCAUUAGAAGCAGAUCUUUGCAGAGUUAGUUCAGGCGAUCCAAACUUUGCUUCAACAAUUCUCGAUGCAUACACUCAAAUUCCGCACCUUAAACAGCAGAGUGCUUACCACAGGUUAGAUGUUAUUGAUAGGUGCUUCUCAAAAAGAACAGUCGAAGAAAUUAUAUCAGCACUUGAGAGAGAGGCCCCUAAGGAACCAGAUGAAUGGAUCUCAUCUACCAUUACAGCAUUGAAGAAGGCUUCACCAGCAAGCCUUAAAAUCUCUCUUAGAUCGAUACGAGAAGGAAGAUUUCAGGGGUUGGGGCAAUGCCUUAUCCGUGAGAAUAGAAUGGUGUCUCAUGUGAUGAAAGGAGACAUAAGCAAAGAUUUUGUGGAGGGGUGCAGAUCCAUAUUGACUGACAAAGAUAAGAACCCAAAGUGGGAGCCAUGUCGACUGGAGGAGGUGAAGGAUGAAAUGGUAGAUAAAUACUUCAAGAAAAUGGAGGAAGAUGAGUGGUGGGAGGAUCUAAAGCUUCCACCGAGAAAAAACUUGCCUGCUUCAGCGAUUGCUAAGCUGUGA
Molecule: messenger RNA, 1134 nt
Organism: Microthlaspi erraticum
Lineage: Eukaryota; Viridiplantae; Streptophyta; Magnoliopsida; Brassicales; Brassicaceae
Source: the annotation of a GenBank genome assembly